Messenger RNA from Periophthalmus magnuspinnatus, 743 nucleotides. It is a transcript of the gene emx1, whose product is annotated as empty spiracles homeobox 1. Bases 46 to 735 code for a protein of 229 amino acids. Gene Ontology annotation, molecular function: DNA binding; DNA-binding transcription factor activity, RNA polymerase II-specific. NCBI's taxonomy places the organism in Eukaryota, Metazoa, Chordata, Actinopteri, Gobiiformes, Gobiidae. The record is from RefSeq and is a predicted model, not a curated record. The transcript is spliced from 3 exons. Gene Ontology annotation, biological process: central nervous system development; neuron differentiation; brain development.
UGGAGGUGUGAGUCCUGCUUUACUGGAGCAUUAACAGAAGACGCGAUGUUUUCGUCCGCGGGAAAGCGCUGCUUCACCAUCGAGUCUUUGGUGGCCAAAGACAGUCCACUGGUCACAGAGGAGCCUCUGAGGCCCACCGCGUUAUCUUAUCCCUCUCAGCCCGGGCCAGAGGCUCUUAUGGGCGGGUAUCAGCCGCCUGCCCCGGCCCGGCCGCUGUACCAGAGCCCCGAGCUGCUGUUCCCGGAGUCUGCGGCUCAUCCUCUCGCUGUGGCGCCGCAUCAGCACCUGCAGCACCCGCACUUUUUCGGCUCUCAGCACCGCGACCCCCUGCACUUUUACCCCUGGGUCCUACGGAAUCGCUUCUUUGGACACCGAUUCCAAGGAAAUGAAGUGUCCCAGGACAGCCUCCUGCUUCACGGUCCGUUCGCCAGAAAACCCAAGCGCAUCCGCACGGCCUUCUCCCCCUCUCAGCUGCUGCGCCUGGAGCGCGCCUUCGAGAAGAACCACUACGUGGUGGGAGCGGAGCGGAAGCAGCUGGCCAACAGCCUGAGCCUGUCCGAGACACAGGUUAAAGUUUGGUUCCAGAACAGACGGACCAAAUACAAGCGUCAGAAACUGGAGGAAGAGGGUCCCGAGAGCCAACAGAAGAAGAAGGGAAACCACCAUAUCAACAGAUGGCGCAUCGCUACCAAACAGUCCAGUUCAGACGAUAUUGACGUCACAUCGGAGGACUAACCCAACCC